Molecule: messenger RNA, 1968 nt
Organism: Culex quinquefasciatus (southern house mosquito)
Lineage: Eukaryota; Metazoa; Arthropoda; Insecta; Diptera; Culicidae
Product: maltase A3
Exons: 3
Coding region: 53-1903 (616 amino acids)
Biological process (GO): carbohydrate metabolic process
Source: RefSeq, a predicted model, not a curated record
UGGGAAGCCAUUUCAGUCGCGGUCCGGUAGCUGAACUUGCAAGUUUUCCACAAUGGCGCAGGCCGGAAGUAAUCAACGGUUAAUUUGCGCAUCAAUUGCACUGUUGGUGGUGUUGCUGCAAGUUGGUGCAUCGUACGGUGAUAACCUCCGUGAACUUAGUGUGAGCGAUUGGUGGGAGAAGGCCGGCUUCUACCAGAUUUAUCCGCGCUCGUACAAAGACAGCAAUGGUGACGGGAUUGGCGAUCUGAAGGGAAUCGAGGGCAAGCUGGAGUAUUUGAAAGGGAUCGGAAUGAAAGCGUUUUGGCUGUCGCCGAUCUACAAGAGUCCGAUGGCAGAUUUUGGGUAUGACAUUGCUGACUUUGUGGACAUUCAGCCGGAGUACGGGACGAUGUCGGAUUUUGAGAGCCUGGUGAAGAAGGCUAAGGAGUUGGGUUUGAAACUGAUCCUGGACUUUGUGCCCAAUCACUCGAGCGAUGAGCAUGAGUGGUUCGUGAAGAGUGAGAAUCGAGUGGCAGGGUAUGAGGACUUUUACGUGUGGAAUGACGGUAUUGUUGGUAGUGAUGGGCAGAGAUCGCCACCGAAUAACUGGAAUGAAGCAUUCCGAGGAAGUGCCUGGCAGUGGAGUGCGACUCGGCAGCAGUACUACCUGCAUCAGUUCCACCGGAAGCAGCCGGACUUAAACUACCGUAAUCCUGCAGUCGUGGAGGCGAUGAAGAACGUGCUGAGAUUUUGGCUCGGCAAGGGUGUUGAUGGGUUCCGAAUUGAUGCCGUACCAUGGCUGUUCGAAGAUGAGCAACUUCGCGAUGAGCCUCUCUCGGGAUGGUCGCAAGAUGAUCCGCUGCGCCCCGAAUACCUGAACCACAUUUACACGCAGGAUCUGCCGGAAACAGUUGACAUGGUGUAUCAGUGGCGUGAAGUUCUGGAUGAGUAUAAGAAGGAAAAAGGCGGUGAAACUCGGGUGUUGAUGACCGAAUCUUGGUCUGCCUUAUCGGUUGUACAAACAUACUUCAAUGAUUCCAACGGUCGCUUGGGAUCACAAAUGCCGUUCAACUUCCAACUGAUCAUGCGACUGGAUCAGAAUUCGAAGGCAUCGGAUUACAAAACGGUUAUCGACUCAUGGUUGGAUGCGGUUCCAGUUGGACACGCUCCCAAUUGGGUGCUCGGAAACCACGACAAGCGUCGUGUGGCCUCACGUAUGGGAGGAGAGCACAUGGCGGACAUCAUGGAGAUGGUCGAACUGUCCAUGCCGGGUGUUUCCAUCACCUAUCAGGGAGAAGAGCUGGGCAUGACCGAUACCGAGCUAAGCUGGGCCGACACCAAGGAUCCGUCCGCAUGUCAAACCAACGAAAACGUCUAUCAACAGUACACUCGUGAUCCCGCACGAACUCCAUUCCAGUGGGAUGCUACGGCGAACGCUGGCUUCACGACCGCCAGCAAACCGUGGCUUCCGGUCAACUCCAACUAUGCGACGAUCAACGUAGAUUCGGAGCAGAAAGCGGACAAAAGUCACCUGAAAGUGUUCGAAGAGUUGGUUAAACUUCGCGACGACGACGACUUCCACCGUAGUCAAUUUGGAACAGCGGUUUUGGGCCAGAGCACAUUUGCUAUCAUUCGGAUCGCAAACGGCAGGACAUACUUUACGUUGGUCAAUUUGGCGAAUGCUCAGGACACGGUCAAUGUCGCUGAGCUCUUCACCAAAUUCAGCACUACCAAAUCGUUCGAUACGGCGGUCGUUAGGGUGGCAAGUGUUUCCUCAAAGAGGCUCGCCAAGGAAUCGGUUACGUUGAGUUCGAUUCAGCUGGAUCCGUAUGAAGCACUUGUCGUACAGAGUGGAGCGAAGAAUUGCGUGGCAGGUUUGCUGUUGAUUGUCGUUGCUGUUCUCACGCAUUUGAAGUUGCGUUGAUGAGCUCAUUUGAAUAAAUAAAUGGUUUUUUUUUUCUUUAAUUAUAAUAUGUUUACCAAAUUACA